Molecule: messenger RNA, 402 nt
Organism: Peronospora belbahrii
Lineage: Eukaryota; Oomycota; Peronosporomycetes; Peronosporales; Peronosporaceae
Source: the annotation of a GenBank genome assembly
AUGAGCGUGCUGUUGGGCUUCGCGAACGAGAUCCGAGCAUUCAUGGAAUCAUCAGGUCAGUGCAAUUUGUCCAAAGCAACGUGGUGGUUGCAUCACUCGGUAAAAAGGACUAAAACUACUGGAUGUGCAUCUUGGUCGACGGAUGCCCAGUUUCUUGUUCUAAUUGAGCAUUUUCAUGCUCAAUUAAAGAGAAGACGCGGAUGCAGAGAUGUUUACAAGAAUCGAACAAAAGGGCAACUGCGUCUGGGUCAAGUGUGUGUGCUGCUUCGAGACCUACUACUCGUGGCGUCAGGGCUGCGGCCGUCGUGUUUGGUGGAUUGCUGUGCAUUGAAGAAAGGAGUGGCUAAGCUUUUACUGGACUACCUAGAUGAGAAUGAAGCGAGCCAACAAUGGUUUGAUUAA